Ceratitis capitata (Mediterranean fruit fly) is the source of this 2784-nucleotide messenger RNA. RefSeq names its product probable cytochrome P450 6v1 (gene Cyp6v1). The transcript has 3 exons. Gene Ontology annotation, molecular function: heme binding; oxidoreductase activity, acting on paired donors, with incorporation or reduction of molecular oxygen; monooxygenase activity. Lineage: Eukaryota; Metazoa; Arthropoda; Insecta; Diptera; Tephritidae. The coding region runs from base 769 to 2325 and encodes 518 amino acids. The record is from RefSeq and is a predicted model, not a curated record. Gene Ontology annotation, biological process: response to DDT; insecticide catabolic process.
UUUUGUUUAUAUUUACUUUUACUACAAUAUUUAUGUUGAGCGGUGUCUAGUAAAUUAUUUCACUUCUGUUCAUAUUAAAAACAUUUUUCUUAACAUUUGGACCGAAAGUAGGGUAUUUGUAAUGCCAGCGCCUACACUUGUUUGCGGUUAUAGAGAGCUUAAGUCCAUACAUACAUAUGUACAUAUAUGCAAUUAUGAGCAAUAAAAAAUGUAAAGCCAAAGUAACGCGAAGAGUAUGCGCUCAGCGCAUCGUACUGAAUCACACAUACCACGCCGACCACGCGGAACACGUCGCAGCGAACGCGAAUAUCAGCCGAGAUGCCAGAAAUGGGGCCCGUUCUGAAGCGUUGGCAGCGGAGCUUCAAUACAAAUUCGCCAGAGAGCAUAAAAGCAGUCGCUUGCUUUGUUUUGAUAACACCGGUACGCGUUGGUUGGUUUUCGUCUCGAUUUUUGUGUGUUGUGCUCUGCUGUGGUUUGGCGUGGCGUGGCGUGGCGUUGUGUUGUGUUUGCUUUGUUUGUUCGCGCAAAACAAAUCCGAAAAGAAAAACGCGAAAAGUACGCGUUCAAUUAAUUAAACAUAAAUAUAUGUAUUGUAUUUACAGUGUAAAACUAAGCUUAAAGUGAUAAACAACUUGUAGUUUUCUACUUGAAAAAGCUCCCUUAAAUUGCAUUUACGAACUUAAAAGAAACCUUCUCUAGAAAAAAGCAUAUAAAUAAAGUGUUUUUGUAGCUCGCUCGUCAAGCUCAUUUCGUGGCAGUGUGUGAAUUAUGGUGGACUCCACCACCGUGCUGCUUGUAUUCGUCACACUGCUGACGGCUGUGUUCAUUUGGUCGCGACGUACAUAUGUUUACUGGCAGCGCAGACGCGUCAAAUUUGUACAGCCCGUACAUCUGCUGGGCAACUUGAAAGACGUACUCUGGCUGCGUACAUCAUUUCCCUUGUUGUUGCGCGACUACUAUUUCGAUCCGCUCUUUAAAGAUGAGCCGGUCGUUGGCAUUUACUUGUUCCAUCAGCCAGCAUUGCUGAUACGCGAUCUGAAUUUGCUGGGCACCAUUCUGGUCGAAGAUUUCGUCAGCUUCUCUACGCGAUUCUCCAAAUGCGACAAGCGUGUGGACAAGUUGGCGGCAAAUAGUUUAUUCUUUGUACGUAAUCCGGAAUGGCGUGAGAUACGGACGCGUUUGUCGCCGGUCUUCUCCAGCGGUAAGAUCAAGCAGAUGUUUGCACUCAUGGAGGAGGUGGGUUGUGAUCUCGAGGCUUACCUGCAGCGCCUCACUGCUAACGGCGCAACACGACGCAAUGUUGUAGUGAAUGUGAAGGAGAUUUGCGAUCUCUACAACACAGAUCUCAUAUCCAGCAUCGCUUUCGGCCUGCGCUCGUAUAGUCUGCGCAAUAAACAAACCGAACUUGGCAGCCGUUGUCGUGAGGCGUAUACACUCACCUUUCGACGCGUCAUUGACUUGUGUGUGAUAUAUUUUUUGCCCAAGUUUGUCUCGCUGCUGCGGCGCAAUCUGCUCGCGCCGGCGCAUGCGGACUUCUUGCGACGUACUGUGUUGCAAGUUAUUGAAGAGCGCGAACGAAACGGCGUGAUGCGUAAUGAUCUCAUCGAAAUGUUGUUGACACUAAAAAUGGAAGCGGCGCUCAAUCAAGAUCGCACACAUUUCUCACAUCAACAAGACUAUUUGGUUGCACAGGCGGCUAUGUUCGAACUCACCGGCAUAGAGAGUUGCGCCUCCACUAUGAGUUUUGCCCUCUAUGAGCUCGCGAAACAACCGCUGUUGCAGGCGCGCCUGCGCUCGGAGAUUAGACAGACUAUAGGUACGGCUGAACCGUUAGAUAUUAAUUAUGAUAAGGUGAUGGGCAUGCGCUAUUUGGAUAUGGUUGUUGCCGAGACGUUACGCAUGUAUCCGAAUAUGUCAAUUUUGGAGCGCGAAUGCACGCCGAUCAACAAGAAGCGUUUCUAUCCUUUGCGACCUUAUGCCGAGUGUUUUGCGCGUCGCGGCAUGCCUGUUUAUGUUUCAACUUUGGCGAUACAUCACGAUCCGGAGUACUGGCCGAACCCAUCACGCUUCGAUCCGGAACGUUUCUCACCCGAGAAUCGCAAAUUACACAUACCCAUGUCUUACCUACCCUUCGGCGCAGGUCCGCACAACUGUAUAGGCGCGGGUAUUGCGCUGGUUCAGAUCAAACUUGGCCUUAUACACUUUCUGCGCACGCAUCGUGCGGAGAUUUGCGAAAAGACUGUUGACAAUAUCGAAUUCGAUCGAAAAUUCUUAUUACUGUCAAGCCAGAGUGACAUCUAUUUGAGUGUCGAGAAGUGUUUGUGAUGUUACUAUCUUCUUAAUGGGUGAGAGGAGUGCGUGGAAUAUCAUAUGUGGUAGUAGAAAUGGAAAUGAUCCGAUCAAAGUCACGAACUUACGUUUAUCACUACUUAACACCGCCAUGCUUGAUAACACAUAUGUAAAUAUAUAUAUAAAUAGAGACCAAAGUAAUUUCGGCCGAGACAGCUUUUGAAAGCAAGUGGCUGGCGGAAAGCUUUCACAGCCGUUCAUCGUACGGCCAGCAAAGCUUUCUUAUACAUAAAUACACAAACAUACAUAUAUAUUUGUUGUCGCUUUUACUGCGUAGCGAAACUGACAUGUACACAUACAUAUCUACUAUAUUUUAUACAAUUCUACGCUCUUUGUUUAUAAUUAAAAUUAUUAUUAGAUUUUUAUAUAAAUUGCUUUUUAAGUUUUAUGAUUAUUAUUAACAGUGCUCAUAUGUAUGUAUUUUUGUAAUUUGUA